AUGCCUCUUUUCACUAACCAUUGGAAAAAACAGACUAACUCCGAUUUUCCCGGCGGCAUACAACUCACCACUGACGCCAGUCUCGCUGGAACGCAGGUGAUAGUCACUACCACCACGACUUUAAAUGCCGAUACAACUUCCACUUUCAAUGUCGGUUCGGGCGCCGCAAUGGAAACAUCCAACCCAGAAGCAGCCGCCACGCCAACAUCGACCGAUUUUGGCUUCACACCGAUCACAACCGCGGCCAGUUUAGCAGGAACACAAGUUAUUGUCACGACGCAGCCGAAUGGGGAAAUCUCCACAGUGUCGCAGCAAGUUACCUCGACCACCGAGGCAGCAGAGCCAGCCACCGAAAUGACUACUUUGACCCCAGUAGACACCCAAACUUCAACAACCGUGGAAACGCCGCCAGUGACCGAAACAACGACCGCCACUGUCGCGACAACAACACCCGCUACGACCCCAGAAACAACCACAUCCACUGCGCCAACAGAAACAACUACAGCGACUACAGCGACCACAGCGACUACAGCGACUACAAGCACAACUCCAGAACAAACUGUCGUUACUACAACAUCCUCACAAACCGUAGAGACAACCACAACAACCACUUCUCAAGCCCCGGGAACUACCGCUGCAACCGUUGCUCCCUCCCCAGCUCCUUCGACAACUGGCACAUCGCUCGCCUCCUCUUCAUCGCUUGCAGCUUCCUCCUUGCCCCCAUUGCAACUUUCCUCUACUUCUUCCACCCCAGGCCUGGGAUAUGUGUCCACUACACUCACUAAGGUUGCAACCACCACACUCGUGCUUCCAAUUAGCACUGUGAUAUCAACUGGUGUGUACACGUCCACUAUUGUCACUGUGCUAAGCAAUUCACCCGUGUACACAACUCAAACUGUAACUGAAUCCACCGUUUCCGUUGCAUAUACCACCAUUACUACCCAAUUUUUGACCACACCUACAAGUCUCGAAUGUUCAACUGUUGAAACGUCUUCGCCUGUUAUAAGUACAGAGGGCUUGGUCAUCUAUUCCACUCUCAGUUCGCCAGCCACCACAGUCAGUAACAGUCAACAAGUUGUGACUGAAAGCGUCACGGCCACUACAGUCUACACCACAUCGGUUUCAACAAUUGUCACUGCCUCAUCCUCCAGCGUUAUCACCUCUUAUUCAACGAUCUCCGGCACUACCGAAAUUGUUUCUCCUAUUGUCACAACAACAGCUGUGACUCUUACAACAAGUGUUGCUAUCACCUCCAUAGCUCUGGUCACUAAUGGUGUCACCACUUCCACUGUUUACACAUCCACUUUAACCGCCGCCUAUACUAGUGCUACUGCUUCAGCCGGUAACACCCCGGCCAUAAGUACCUCUCCCGCGUACACCACCUAUGUCGUCACAUUACCUGACUCGACCUACACCUUGACGCAUGUCAGUAACGUCGAAACCACAUUCCAAACUGCCGUGCCAACUACAAUUACAAGUGAGUUUUUGGCCACACUUACAAAUGUUCAAUACACAACUUCCACCAUCACUCCAAGUGUGCUGUAUUCUAACUCCAGCGUGGCAAACACUUUGGUGGUCUGCGAAGCUGUGACGCUUGUCACUUUGGACACGACAACCUACGCUACUGAUGUCACAGCAUAUACUACAUCUACUUUCCAAACCGGGUCUCUUGAAACUAUUACAGUGACAGGCCAGCAAGUGACACAUGUCGCACCAGCAGCUCCAGAGAUCAUUAAGUUGAACAAACGCUGCCCUGAGUGCGAGGUAUUGCCCAAAACCGUUUACAAAACUGUCAUUUACGAGGACAUUAUCUCCUGCACGGCGUCAACAAGCAUCAACAUCGUGCAUUCCCCCACGACUGCGGUAAGCUACGAUUUGCAGACCAGCUAUUCGACUCUAACUACAAACUACGUGAUGGUUCAGUCCACGGAAUACACGAGUUUUAGCACGUACACGACACAGGGAUACGCAACGUCAGUGGCCACCAGCAUAAUCACCUACACUUCUACGCGCACGUUGAGUGGGAGCACGUCGGCGGUGUUGUACAGCUAUGAGGUCACUCCUGUCUCUACAAGUUACGUGACAGCUACUUCGUAUGUUCCAUCGACGCAGACUUUGGGAUGUAGCCAGGUGACUGGGACUCCAUACACUGCCAGUGUCUCUGUCCAAUACAGCAGUAGCGUGGUGCCUGGCUCAACUACGGUUUACGUGCUGUCUUCAACGCCCGUCCAGUCCACGUCUUACUUGACAACCAGUGGUAGCUACGCUGCCUCCACUGUUUUCACAAGCAGCAGAUCCGUCACCACUCAAACCACUGUUUCAGUGGCCUCCACUCCCGGUAUUUCGAUUUCGCCUUCCAAUGACGCAAACUCUGCCUUUUCAAGCCAGUUUUCUUCUGUUUGGAAAGUACUACUAACAACUCUCGGUGUUGUCCUAAGUGCUUCGCUCAUGAUCUAA
Lachancea meyersii CBS 8951 is the source of this 2457-nucleotide messenger RNA. The record is from the annotation of a GenBank genome assembly. Lineage: Eukaryota; Fungi; Ascomycota; Saccharomycetes; Saccharomycetales; Saccharomycetaceae.